AUGAAGUCCAAGCGGGCGAAGCUGGAGGCAUGGAAGAAGGAGCGCGAGGCGAAGAAGGCGCUCGACGAGGCGAAAGCGAAGGCUCUGGCGUUAGCGGGAAAGUCAGGAGCCGCUGGCAAUGGACAGCCGAAGACGCUCGGCUUCAAGGGGCUCCCCGCGAAGCCUGACCUCGCUCCGAAAACGAAAAUGUCGAUGGACGACUCCGUCGAAACCAAGCGCAAGCUCGAGAAGCUCGGUGACAUGCCUGCCGUCGACAUGUCUAUGGCGGAAAGUCAACAAAUUGGUGAUCUCGAGCACGACGAUGAUGACGACGACGCAAACAGGAUGGACGAGUCGAAGGAUGGGCCGGCAGCAGCAGCAGAAGACGAAGACGAGGUCGAUCCACUUGACGCGUUCAUGUCGAACGUCAAGGAGGAGGUCAAGAAGGUCAACCUGCAGGACAUGCAGAAGAUGUCGGAGGCCGCCUCGAAGUCCAGUGCUGGAAAGCGCAUGGAUGACGGUGAUGUGGACAUGGAGGAGGCAGGCGAGGACAUCGACGAGAUUGACGCGACGGAGCUGAAUCCUGAGGACAUCCUUGCGCUCGCAGCGAAGAAGGCGAAGAAGAAGGAGCUUGCCGUGACCGACCAUUCGCGCAUGAAGUACGAACCAUUCCGCAAAGAAUUCUACAUCCCGCCACCCGAUAUCGCGUCCAUGACCGACGAUGAAGCUGACCUCCUUCGUCUCGAACUGGACGGCAUCAAGAUUCGCGGUAUUGACUGCCCUCGCCCAGUCACGAAGUGGAGCCACUUCGGUCUUCCUGCUUCAUGCCUGGACGUCAUCAAGCGCCUAAAUUAUACGGCUCCGACGCCUAUUCAAGCUCAGGCAGUCCCUGCAAUCAUGUCCGGCCGAGACGUUAUCGGUGUCGCAAAGACAGGUUCGGGCAAGACCAUCGCGUUCCUCAUCCCUCUCUUCCGACAUAUCAAGGACCAGCGGCCUCUGGAACCGAUGGAAGGUCCCAUUGCUCUCGUCAUGACGCCGACGCGUGAGUUGGCCACCCAAAUUCACAGAGAAUGCAAGCCUUUUCUCAAAGUGCUAAACCUUCGGGCCGUGUGUGCGUAUGGCGGCUCCCCCAUCAAGGACCAAAUCGCUGACCUGAAGAAGGGUGCGGAAAUCAUCGUCUGCACUCCCGGACGCAUGAUCGACCUUCUCACCGCGAAUUCUGGUCGCGUCACCAAUCUCAAGCGCGUCACGUACGUUGUACUCGACGAAGCGGACCGCAUGUUCGAUAUGGGCUUCGAGCCGCAGGUCAUGAAGAUCAUCAAUAACAUCCGCCCCGACCGCCAGACUGUCCUCUUCAGUGCGACGUUUCCGAAGCAAAUGGACAGUCUGGCGCGCAAAAUCCUGAAGAAGCCUCUCGAGAUCACUGUCGGUGGCCGUUCAGUCGUCGCUGCAGAGAUCGAGCAAAUUGUCGAGGUUCGGGAGGAGGAUACGAAGUUCAUGCGCCUACUCGAGAUUCUCGGGCAGAUGUACAACGAGGAUCCCGAUUGCCGUACGCUCAUCUUCGUCGACCGGCAUGAGGCCGCGGACAACCUUCUCCGAGAGCUUAUGCGGAAAGGUUAUCUCUGCAUGUCGCUGCACGGCGGACGCGAGCAGGUCGACCGAGACGCGACGAUCGCCGACUUCAAGGCCGGCGUCGUUCCCAUCGUCAUCGCCACCAGUGUCGCGGCUCGCGGCUUAGACGUGAAGCAGCUCAAACUGGUCAUCAACUACGAUGCGCCGAACCACAUGGAGGACUACGUACAUCGUGCUGGUCGAACAGGGAGAGCAGGAAACAAGGGUACUUGCGUCACCUUCAUCGAGCCGGAGCAGGAGCGGUACUCCGUGGAUAUCUACAGGGCACUGAAGGCCAGCAACGCUUCGGUGCCGAAGGAGCUGGAAGCUAUGGCGAAUGGCUUUCUCGACAAGGUCAAGGCUGGCAAAGCGCACGUCGCGGGCUCCGGCUUUGGUGGCAAGGGCUUGGAUCGUCUCGACAGCGAACGCGACGCCAAGCAGAAGGCGGAGCGUAAGGCGUACGGCGAGCCAGACCAGCCGCAGGCCGAAGAGAAGGCUGCGAAUAGCACUGAGGAGGCGACGGUGAAGGCGACUGCAAACAGCGGCGACGAUAUGACCUUCGGCAACUUUAAGGUCGAAGUUCGCCGGGGCCCCGCACCUGACUCCUCGAAGGGUAUCUUCGGCAUCGGUGCUGCUGGCCUCGCGGCGAAGAAGGCUGCGCACGCGAAGGAGGAAGAGCGUAUCCAAGCGCAAAUCAAGGUUGCGGAGGAGGCUGGUAAUCGCGCGGGCAAGGACACGCCUGCGUACAAGCAGGCCCAGAGUGUCAUUGCGAAGCUCAACGCGCAGCUGCGCGCCACCCGCCUCGUGCUGCAGAGCCAGUUGCAGGCCGCGGAGAAUCCGGCAAUGCAGAAGAGCUUAAUCGGGGGUGUCACGCCGGACUCGACUGAGUUCCAUGCCAUUAUUCCGAUCAACGACUACCCGCAGAAGGCGAGGUGGCGUGUCACGAACAAGGAGACCAUGUCCCAGCUUAUCGACAUGACCGGCGCGUCUGUGACCAACAAGGGCAUCUAUUACGAACCAGGCAAGGAGCCGCCCCUCGAGGGCCCGCCGAAGCUGCAUCUUCUUAUUGAGUCGAAUGACGAGUUUAGGGUGGAACAAGCCGUUCGCGAGAUUAAGCGCCUGCUCAUUGAAGCCUCUGCGGCGGCCUUGCAGGCUGAGGCGCGGAAUCCAGGCGGUCCCAUUGGUAGAUACAGCGUUCUCUAG
Molecule: messenger RNA, 2793 nt
Organism: Schizophyllum commune H4-8
Lineage: Eukaryota; Fungi; Basidiomycota; Agaricomycetes; Agaricales; Schizophyllaceae
Product: P-loop containing nucleoside triphosphate hydrolase protein
Exons: 8
Coding region: 1-2793 (930 amino acids)
Molecular function (GO): ATP binding; nucleic acid binding; RNA helicase activity
Source: RefSeq, a predicted model, not a curated record